AUGGUCACAGAUCCUGAAAACUCCAUAAAUGAUAGUCCCUUAGAUAAGUCAAAGCCGUAUAGAGAAGCCAUUGGCAGUCUGCUUUACCUUACCACCAUAUCACGUCCAUAUAUAUGCUUCUCAGUUAAUUACCUGAGUCGUUUCAACAACAAACCAAUGAAAAGUCACUGGAAAAUAAUUAGACGUGUCCUUCAAUAUGUCAAAGGGACAACGAAGUUUGGAAUAUGCUUCAAUGGAGAUAAAAGUCUGUCUGUAUCCAGUGACUUUGAUUAUGGUGGAGAUUCAGAAACUGGACAUUCUACUAGUGGAGUUCUUCCACUGCGUGGGGGCCCUAUAGUUUGGCUCACUCAAAAACAUUGCACUGUAUCAAACUCAACCGCUGAAGCUGAGAAUCGAGCAGCAGUAUUAGCCAAAGAUAAAGUCUGCUGGAUACGAAGACUAGCUGAAGAAUUAAAUCAAUUACGUACGAGCCAGUCUACAUCACACUACAUUGACAAUCAGUCUGCUAUUCACAUGCUGAAAAACACUCACGAAGGAAAAAUCACAAAAGGGGAGAAACACAUUGAGAUAUCUAGAAAGUUUAUCCAGCAGCAAAUUAAAACUACAGUAGCACCAGUUUACGUCAGAAGGAAGGAUCAACUCGCAGAUAUCCUGACUAAGCCUCUACUCCGUAAGCACUUUAAAUGUUUGAGGAGUAAAAUAAUUAAGGAGGAGUGUUUGGAGUAA
Messenger RNA from Chelonus insularis, 726 nucleotides. Its product is annotated as secreted RxLR effector protein 161-like. NCBI's taxonomy places the organism in Eukaryota, Metazoa, Arthropoda, Insecta, Hymenoptera, Braconidae. The transcript has a single exon. The coding region runs from base 1 to 726 and encodes 241 amino acids. The record is from RefSeq and is a predicted model, not a curated record.